This is a messenger RNA of Suillus subaureus, 510 nucleotides long. RefSeq lists its product as uncharacterized. NCBI's taxonomy places the organism in Eukaryota, Fungi, Basidiomycota, Agaricomycetes, Boletales, Suillaceae. Bases 1 to 510 code for a protein of 169 amino acids. The record is from RefSeq and is a predicted model, not a curated record. The transcript has 8 exons.
AUGUUCACUCCUCUACCAUUCUUGCCCCUUAUUGCACUACUUAUUCUGUGUGCCUACUCUUUGGCUACUUGCAGACUGCAGCUGCAAGUAGUCAAAGGCAGUGCUACAGUGAUUUUCAAGUGCACAAUACUACAAACGUGCCUUAAGUUGGCAUACUAUCAUUUGAUAGCACUCCUUAAGGCUAUCCAUGUCCCCAGGGACUGGUGCCUUCAAGUUUGGGAACUGGGGGUGACUUUUAGGCUAUCCAUGUCCCCAGGGACUGGUGCCUUCAAACUUGGGACCUCAUUCUAUAACCUUCUCUGUUUGACUGCACUGGCCUUGUUUCUUCAGUUUAAUCUGUGCAGAGGAGGGAUCAGCAGUGAGGUGGAUCUCAUUGUUGUGAAGUCAUGGGCACCUGCAGUAAGAAAGGACUUCUUCAAGAGAGAGUUGAUGGGGAGGACCAGCGCUCUUCAGAUCCAGGCCCUGAAUGUGGAAAUGGAGAGGCAGGGAGCACUGGACUCUGGUAUAUAG